AUGGCCAAAGUGGAAGUGCAAAUUAGGCACUGCUUCUGCUGUGGCCUAUCCGUGGCCACUAUCCUCAUCGCACUUUAUUCGUUGUUCUUGUACUCACUGUUGUCCGGUUUGGGAGCAUGGGGUCUUUCUGAUACAAUCAACAAUGGAGAUGUUUCACAUUACAAUAGUUGUGAGCAAGAAGCUGAAGGAAAAAUCAAUGCCGACAAUCGAAAAGUGACCUUUCAUCCAUCAGGACAAACCACCGUUGUCAUUGAAGACACGACGAGUUAUCAUUGUUCAUUUGGAUUAUACACGGAAGAGUUGAAAUAUUCGAGAGAACCAAGAGAACUGUGGUUGAUGGUUGACGUGACACUGUGGGUUUUGUUAAUCUUAGCCUCUGUGUUACUUAUUGUCGGCAUUGUCAUUUACAAUCAUUGGCUUCUUGCUCCAUGGAUGUUGUUGAUGGCAAUCGACAUUAUACGCGGUUUUAUUUCAACGUUUAUGAUCUUUUGGCUGAGCCAUUCAAAUCUUGCCCGAAUUGCUACAGGGAUCUUCUUUCUUGGUCUGCAGAUUUUACACACUUCACUUUUGAUGCUGAUUGUCGCGAAGUUUCAAAAGAUAUUCAAUCGACGCAACGGAAUCAUCAUCGAUAAUCGACCACCGUAUCAAGAUCCAAGAGGAUAUCCGACAAUGGCCUCAAAUUAUGCCUAUUCACCAGAUGUGAGACGCGAUGGUGGAGGAGGAGGAGGAGGAGGAGGAGGAUAUUAUCCCGAUCCGCGAGCUGAUCCUUAUUAUGGACAACCCCCACCCCCACAUGGAGCCUACGAUAAUCAUGGAUACCCACGAUAU
Molecule: messenger RNA, 828 nt
Organism: Mesorhabditis belari
Lineage: Eukaryota; Metazoa; Nematoda; Chromadorea; Rhabditida; Rhabditidae
Source: the annotation of a GenBank genome assembly